AUGGCAGAAGAGAUCGGACCAGAAAAGAAACAACCACUGGCCGAAAUGACCGAGGACAAGCACAAAAAAGAUACCCCCAUGGCUUCCCCCUACGCGCCUAAACAAGUAGGCCGUGCCUUGUGCUCGUGUAUGGUUGUCUUCCUUUUGCUAGUAGGUAUCAUAGCCCUGGUAGUGUGGUUAGUGUAUCGUCCCCACAAGCCAAAGUUCACAGUUGUCAGCGCGGCCAUCUAUUAUCUCAACACCACGGCCCCACCGUUCCUGUCCGUCACCAUGCAGUUCACCAUCGUCACUAGAAACCCCAACAAACGAGUCUCCAUCUUCUACGACCAGCUUUCAGCUUUCGUGUCGUACAAGAACCAGGCGAUCACGCCGCCAGUGAUGCUGCCACCUCUGUGUCAUCGAAAGCACAGCACGGUGGCGCUGUCGCCGGUACUGGGCGGGGCUGCCGUGCCAGUUUCGGUGGAGGUGGCAAAUGGGUUGGUGAUGGACAAGACUUAUGGGGUGAUGGGUUUGAGGCUGGUUUUGUUAGGGAAGCUGAAAUAUAAGGCUGGGGCUAUAAGGACUGGGCAUUAUGGGAUAUAUGUGAAAUGUGAUAUGUUGGUUGGGGUGAAGAAAGGCUUUGUGGGCCAAGUGCCAUUGCUUGGAUCUCCAGAGUGCAAAGUUGAUAUAUAA
Ilex paraguariensis (yerba mate) is the source of this 672-nucleotide messenger RNA. The record is from the annotation of a GenBank genome assembly. NCBI's taxonomy places the organism in Eukaryota, Viridiplantae, Streptophyta, Magnoliopsida, Aquifoliales, Aquifoliaceae.